CUCUCGGUGUGUCCGUCACCGAAACGUCAAAGUUCCCGUCGCGACUUCGUCGAUUCCACAAUCUACCUCGAAUUUUCCAAUUUUAGCUGCCGCCGUAGGUUCUCCGCACCAGAAACCGGUGCUUUCCUUAUUUUCCCCUUUCGGUUAAGUUACAUUUUGUGAAGAUAGGUACUACCAGCAGCAUGGCCGUUACAAAUGUGACCAGUGUCGAUCAGUACAACAAGCUAAUAGGGUCAUCGUUGGUGUCGGUGGCGCUCUUUUCCGCCGAAUGGGCUGACCAAUGCAAACAGAUUCUGGCCGUUAUGUCCGAGAUGGCCAAGCAGGCGCCGUUUGGUGGGCUUCAAUUUUUGGACAUUCCGGCGGAAGAUCUGUCGGAAGUGUCGCUAAAGCAUCAGAUCGAUGCAGUUCCGACGGUCAUAUUUUUCAAAGCUGGCAAGGCAGUUGACAGAAUCGACGGAGUGGAUGUCGCUGCGCUGACGGCCAAAUGCCGCAAAUUUGCCGGCGCCGGAGACAGUACGGUCGAAAGCGGGGACAGUUUAGAGGAUCGUUUGAAGGCACUGAUAAAUCGCUCCAACGUUAUGAUAUUCAUGAAGGGCGAUCGAAACACGCCUCGAUGUGGAUUCUCCAAGCAGCUGAUAGGCAUCAUCAAUGAGACGGGGGUGCAGUACGACACAUUCGACAUUCUGACGGAUGAGGAGGUGCGACAGGGUCUGAAAGUCUUCUCGGAUUGGCCUACUUAUCCUCAGGUCUACGUCAAAGGUGAACUGAUCGGAGGGCUCGAUAUCAUCAAAGAACUGCUGACCGCUGGCGAACUGAACGCGACGCUCAAUGCUUAGUGGAUAAGCCCCAGUUCAAGUUCCAGUCGUAUUGUAAGUAUUUUAACCGCGAGGGACAUGGAAGACAAUGCUUUUAUCUAUUGAAAAUGUUCUGGGGUUUCGUUCACUGAUACACAAAAUGGCUUACAAAUACUAGGAGAGAGUGUAACAUGAA
This is a messenger RNA of Aedes albopictus (Asian tiger mosquito), 990 nucleotides long. Its product is annotated as glutaredoxin 3-like. The record is from RefSeq and is a predicted model, not a curated record. The transcript is spliced from 3 exons. The coding region runs from base 183 to 836 and encodes 217 amino acids. Gene Ontology annotation, biological process: intracellular iron ion homeostasis. Gene Ontology annotation, cellular component: nucleus; cytosol. NCBI's taxonomy places the organism in Eukaryota, Metazoa, Arthropoda, Insecta, Diptera, Culicidae.